AUGGUCGCCAACGCGACGACGCUGAACGCGACGACCGCGUACCCAGUGAUCACGAGUACGCACGUUGCCGACCCGGCGUACGCCAAGGCCCUCGUCGGUGUCGCCGUCGUCUUUGUCUUUGUCGUUGGGUUCAUUGCCUGCUACCUUGUUGUCCAGCGAGCCGCUGCGUACGGGCGAACCCAGACCCACGCGCCGCCAAGCAGUGUCGAGCUCGAGCACGACGGGCCGCUCUCGCCAUGGUUCAAGCAGGAUGCGUCAUCGAGCCAUCAUCUCGAGGCGUCAAUGCAGCUCCGAUCACGGGCCGAGAUGGCUGUUUCGUUGUCGUCUCCACUGGCGAUUGCGUCACCACGCGAGACGGAUGCCACGACUGCGACGAGCGAGUAUAGUCUCUUCACGGACACGGUUGAGCUGCGGCGAGGCAGCUCGGGUCUCCAGACGUCAACGACAACACUUGAGCCCGAGCCACCGGUCUAG
Molecule: messenger RNA, 474 nt
Organism: Saprolegnia diclina VS20
Lineage: Eukaryota; Oomycota; Saprolegniomycetes; Saprolegniales; Saprolegniaceae
Exons: 1
Coding region: 1-474 (157 amino acids)
Source: RefSeq, a predicted model, not a curated record